Vidua chalybeata is the source of this 1707-nucleotide messenger RNA. RefSeq names its product zinc finger protein 418-like. The transcript is spliced from 2 exons. The coding region runs from base 287 to 1531 and encodes 414 amino acids. Gene Ontology annotation, biological process: regulation of transcription by RNA polymerase II. The record is from RefSeq and is a predicted model, not a curated record. NCBI's taxonomy places the organism in Eukaryota, Metazoa, Chordata, Aves, Passeriformes, Viduidae. Gene Ontology annotation, molecular function: DNA-binding transcription factor activity; RNA polymerase II cis-regulatory region sequence-specific DNA binding.
GCCCUGAGAGCGCGGGGCGAGGCGGUGCCGUGUGCAGAGCCCGCCCCUCGCUGCGAUUGGCCGGCUGUGCCGUCAGUCGUGGUUGUGGCGCGCUGAUUGGUGAGAGCGGGGCGAAGCACGGCCCCGCUGGCGGCCUGAGGGCGGCCCUGGCUGGGCAGCGGCGCCAUUGGCGGAGCGUCUGUGCGGGCCCGGGAGCGGCGGCAGCGGCCGGAGGCCGGGGAGGCGGCAUUGGCGGAGCUGGGAGGCGGCCCCGGCGCAGGAUUUGUCAUUGCCAGGGCGUGGCUGGAUGGAGGAGGAGGAGAAGCCCCAGAGAUCCUGCCCGGGGAGUGGCUGCAAACCCAGCCCAGGGAGCUGCGGGGAGGAAAGAGCCCCCCUGAGCCAGGAAGGCGGCUGGAGAUCCAGCCGGAGCUUGGAGCUGGUGGAGAAGGCUCAUGGCAGGGAGAAGCCGCACAAGUGCUUGGAAUGUGGGCAGGGCUUCAGCCGGAGCUCCAGCCUGAUCCGGCACCAGAGGAUCCACACUGGGGAACGGCCCUACGAGUGUGGGAGAUGUGGGAAGAGCUUCAGAGUGAGGUCCAACCUGAUCCGGCACCAGAGGAUCCACACUGGGGAACGGCCCUACGAGUGUGAGGAGUGUGGGAAGAGCUUCAGAGACAGCUCCAACCUGAACCAGCAGCAGGUGAUCCACACUGGGGAAUGGCCCUACGUAUGUGGAGAGUGUGGGAAGGGCUUCAGCCGGAGCUCCAGCCUAAUCCGGCACCAGAGGAUCCACACUGGGGAACGACCCUACGAGUGUGGCGAGUGUGGGAAGGGCUUCAGCUGGAGCUCCAGUCUGAUCCAGCACCAGAGGAUCCACACUGGGGAACGGCCCUAUGAGUGUGGGGAGUGUGGGAAGAGCUUCAGAGACAGCUCCAGUCUGAUCCAGCACCAGAGGAUCCACACUGGGGAACGGCCCUACGAGUGUGGGGAGUGUGGGAAGAGCUUCAGAGACAGCUCCACCCUGAUCCGGCACCAGAGGAUCCACACUGGGGAACGGCCCUACGAGUGUGGGGAGUGUGGGAAGAGCUUCAGAGAGAGCUCCAAACUGAACCAGCACCAGGUAGUCCACACUGGGGAACGGCCCUACGAGUGCUUGGAAUGUGGGAAGGGAUUCACUCAGUGCUCCAACCUGAUCCGGCACCAGAGGAUCCACACUGGGGAACGGCCCUGUAAGUGUGGGGAGUGUGGGAAGAGCUUUGGGCAGAGCUCAGGCCUGAGAACACACCAGUGCAUCCACACUGGGGAGAGGCCCUACGAGUGUCCCCAGUGUGGGAAGAGGUUUCAGACCACCUCCGAUCUCCUCAAACAUGAGCGGAUUCACACAGAGGAGAGGCCCUUCCGCUGCCCCGACUGCGGGAAGGGCUUCAAGCACAACUCCAGCCUCACCAUCCACCGGCGCAUCCACACUGGGGAGAGGCCCUACGAGUGUGGGGAGUGUGGGAAGAGCUUCUCCACAAGCUCAACCUUGACGAAACACCAACAGAGGCACCACUAAGGGAAGCCCUGUGAGUGCCCUGAGUGAGGGAAGAGCUUCGAGUGAGGGAGGAGAGUGAGGGAAGAGCUUCGUGCGCUGCUCCAGCUCCAUCCCCCAUGGGAGGCUCCGGGCUGGAUGAUCCUCAGGGACCCCCAUUGGGCAGAGCCCUGGUGAUCCCAAUUGGGUGGAGGGGAGGG